AUGCGUUUUGAUAUCAAUCCGUUAUGCUUGGCCGUGCUUGCCAUCGUCCUGGCCAUUAUCCACCCGGUCACGGCGUACCCUAUUGGAACAGCCAAGUGGGUGAAGACAGGUCAAAUCGAAGACCCAGAGUCUCAUGGACUAUGGUCAGUCUUUGAAAAAGAAGAAAGAGAACCUCGCUCCGAAAUGCCGCCAGCCAAACCCAAGCAGACGCAGGUGAAGCUCCCCUGGUCCAAGCAUGGCCAGUAUGACGAUAUGCCCGAAUCAACCUCUCGGCGCGGGUCCUCAGAACCGGAGCAACCACCACAUGUAUCCCUCUUGGUACCAGUUGCGCCAGCCAAGUCCGAAGAGCAGACGCAGCAAAGCAACCAAGAAGAGCACCAGCAGUCGUAUUCAGGGCACGGGGCCGACUCCAUCCUGGCGUAUCGACUGAAACACUAUGGCAGAUUCCUGGGAUUACCCGGCAGAUCUUCCAAGCAGAACAUAUCCCGUCUUUCGCUGCAGUCGUUUGACUUCUUUUCGUGGCGCAUCUCGAUUCCCUGCCUGCGACUUACGCCCUCAUUCCCGCAACGCCCGCUCCCGGGAAUCUUCGCGACAGCGGUCAUUCUCCUGGCCCUGGUUUGGGUUUCCAUCUUUGCGAUUGGUGUCUUUGAGUUGGGGAGCUAUCUCUGGCAGCAAUACCGACGAGGAGGCAAUGACUCUGUGGGGUGGGACGACGACGAGCAGGGGGAUGAUGGGGCCAAGGACUCGUUGCGAGAUGAGAUUGUUCUAGAAGAUUUGACGAGCGACGGGGUUGCCAAAAAGCCCAGAAAUGAGGGUGGCUGGUUGUCGAGCUGUACCGAGUACAGAAUCCGGCUUUAA
Messenger RNA from Penicillium alfredii, 858 nucleotides. RefSeq lists its product as uncharacterized. The record is from RefSeq and is a predicted model, not a curated record. Bases 1 to 858 code for a protein of 285 amino acids. The transcript has 2 exons. NCBI's taxonomy places the organism in Eukaryota, Fungi, Ascomycota, Eurotiomycetes, Eurotiales, Aspergillaceae.